CAACACAUAUCCAAAAUGGCUUGCGGCACCUCCUCUCUCGUCAACCGAAACGGCCCUGGUAGCGCCGCUACCUCCAUCGCCGAGUCUAUCAUCAAGCCUGCCGAGGCUACGGGCACCAAGACAAAGUGCAUCGAGUGCGGUGACUACGAAUGCUGCUGUAUCCCCUGCACCAUUCUGUAA
This is a messenger RNA of Fusarium vanettenii 77-13-4, 180 nucleotides long. RefSeq lists its product as uncharacterized. The annotation marks the transcript as partial. NCBI's taxonomy places the organism in Eukaryota, Fungi, Ascomycota, Sordariomycetes, Hypocreales, Nectriaceae. The record is from RefSeq and is a predicted model, not a curated record. The transcript has a single exon.